Molecule: messenger RNA, 5846 nt
Organism: Passer montanus (Eurasian tree sparrow)
Lineage: Eukaryota; Metazoa; Chordata; Aves; Passeriformes; Passeridae
Gene: CCNY
Product: cyclin Y
Exons: 11
Coding region: 2193-3230 (345 amino acids)
Biological process (GO): regulation of canonical Wnt signaling pathway; regulation of cyclin-dependent protein serine/threonine kinase activity
Cellular component (GO): plasma membrane; cytoplasmic cyclin-dependent protein kinase holoenzyme complex
Molecular function (GO): cyclin-dependent protein serine/threonine kinase activator activity; protein kinase binding
Source: RefSeq, a predicted model, not a curated record
ACACAAAGUUUAAAACAAUCCUUUCCAAUAAAGAAGAUGUCUUAAGCUCUACUUACACAUUAAGAAAAGCAAGCUUCCAAAUUAACCCAUCUCCAUCAUUAUGUGGCCUGUUUGGUUUCAAAGCUUGUGAAAAUUGCAGAAUAAGUAUAAACUGCAUUUACAAUUUACUGCAUUUACAAUUGUUACAAGUUUCUAAAUAAUAAGGGGUUAUGAAAUGUUUAUGAAAAAAUGUAGUGGGCUUGAUACUGCAAGACAACAGUUGCCCAGUUAGCAUUACCCAAAAAGUACUUAAAAUGGCACUGGUGGCCUAGGAGUCAUCACACAGGUUGAAAUGAGCACGUCCCUGAUUCUUACAGGAAGGUGGAAUUUAACAGGGCAGGUCAGACAAGUCUUCCACAGAGAUCUCCCUGGCUUGAGGUCCUCUUGUAAGAUGUGGUAAGGCAGGUGUUUCGGUAACAUCUUACUGUUCUGUUCUAUAUAUACUGAGAUUAUUUGGUUCUUUAAAAAUUGUGUUGAGAUUUUCUGAGUGUUGCUUAUGCCCGUUUCAGAUUUAACCUACCCUGCUGCCAGGUUAAGGUCAGGCCUGGUCUGAGCAGGCUCAGGCUCAGCUGGAGAGCAGGUGAGCUCCAGAGCAGGGGCUGAGGUGCCCUCAGCAAGCGAUGGCAUGGUGGUGGAAGGCACUAGUUAGCAUGACAUCCUCCUAGAGAGCAUUUCUAAACUAGCUCAGCAAAGACUUCCCUUUUGUCUGGAUGCAAACUACUGAAUACACCAAUACAAAAAAGAUGCUAAACCUAUCCUUGAGUUACUCAAACACAUAGGGAUGAUGUAACUCCAAAUCUACUGAUAUAACUCCCAAUCUACUGCCCAUCCAUGUCUGGGGAGGAGAGUGUCCCAAAACUAUUUACAGAAGACAUCCCCAAAGCAGUUCGAUUUUGAAAAAAACCUCACAAUCUUUUUCCUUCAUCUUGAUCCUUUGUAUCCCACUAGAGUAUAUUUGUAUCAAUAAACAUUCAAAAGGCAGUUGAAAAUUAAAUUUUGAUUUUCUUUGCAAUGUGUGAUCUGAAAAAAAAAAGUAGGAUAAAAACUUAAGUCUUUCAUGUAAUCAUCUGACUUGAGCAGAUCUUGUGAAAACAUCAGAUAUCAUGAGAUGCCUGAUAGAUUAAGUAAUGGCUCCGUGGACACAGGGCUGUAAGUCAAAGCAUCUUUUACAAACACAGAAAAGUGCUUUUCUGUUGUCAAAUUAUCAGUGUAGCCAUUCAACUACCAUGACUCAGACCUCCAGCAGUCAAGAAAUUUGCUUAGAUUACAAAGAUUAGAAAAAAAACAAAACAACCCACCAACAAAAAAGACUAAUGAAGCCAUGCACCAUCCCCAUCUUUAACAGUACUUUGAACAGGGCAAAAGUGGAUUUUGACUGGGAAAGCCCUAAGCACAGGGAAGGUGGUACAAGGGGGCACUUAACACCCUCUCAUUGCUCUAUGGCCUGUUAUCUUUGGAACGGUCAGUCCACAGGAGAGUUUAACAAGUUCUCAAGGAAUUCCUGCAGUCCCUACAAAUCUCGGGGACACCGGUGAGUCUCUCCGGUGGGAUGCGGAUCCCCACGGCGGGGCAGGCGCGGGGCCAGCCAGGCUCGGGCUCCGGCCUAGGUCCGGGCGGCCCGCGGGGUUCCCGCAGCGGGCAGGAGCUCGGGGGUCCCGAAGAACUCCCGGGCCCGUUCCCUCCGGCACCAGCGUGCUGAGCUCCCGGGCUGUGCGAGAGGUCCGUGCCCGUGUGCGGGACGCUGGAGUGAGGAGGGCCGGGGACCCGGGGCCAGCGCGGCCGCGGCUCAGGGGGGCUCCCUCAGUGGCAGCCGGGGCGGCCCCUCGGCCGAGCCGGGCUCCGCCGCCGCUCCCGCAGCCCGCCCGGCGGGAGGCGUCACCGCCCGCUUGAACCGGAACCGGUUCGCGGGGGCCGCCCGGGGCGGCUGCUGCUGCCGCCGCCGCUGCUGCUGCUGCGGUGUCGCUGCCGCGGAGGGCCGCCGGGGGGAACCGCCGGCGAGUGCAGCCGCAGGGCGCCGCAGCCGCCGCCUCCUCCCCCGCCGCCGCUCCCUCUUGUCGCCGCUGCCGCCCAUGGCUUCCCGCCACCCCCGCUGACCGGCCGCCCCUCGCCUCCUCCCGAGCCGGGCCGGGCCAGGCCGGGGCCGGGCAGAGAAGAUGGGGAACACCACGUCCUGCUGCGUCUCCUCCAGCCCCAAGCUGCGCCGGAAUGCCCACUCUCGGCUGGAGUCCUACCGCCCCGAGGCCGAGCUGAGCCGGGAGGACACGGGCUGCAACCUGCAGCACAUCAGCGACCGGGAGAACAUCGACGAUUUGAACAUGGAAUUCAACCCAUCAGAUCAUCCACGGGCCAGUACGAUAUUUCUCAGUAAAUCACAAACAGAUGGAGGAAAAUUAUUGAGAGAAAAACGCAAGAGUCUCUAUAUAAACCACCAUCCUCCUGGGCAGUUGAGAAGGAAGUACAGUUCCUGUUCCACUAUUUUCCUGGAUGACAGCACGGUCAGUCAACCAAACCUCAAGUAUACCAUCAAAUGUGUAGCUCUUGCAAUAUAUUACCACAUCAAAAACAGGGACACAGACGGAAGAAUGCUCUUAGAUAUUUUUGAUGAAAACCUUCAUCCCCUUUCGAAAUCCGAAGUGCCACCAGACUACGACAAACAUGACCCGGAGCAGAAACAGAUUUACCGCUUUGUCCGGACGUUGUUCAGUGCUGCUCAACUGACUGCUGAAUGUGCCAUUGUCACCCUGGUAUAUCUUGAAAGACUCUUAACUUAUGCAGAGAUAGAUAUUUGUCCAGCAAACUGGAAGCGAAUAGUACUGGGGGCAAUUCUACUGGCAUCCAAAGUUUGGGACGACCAGGCAGUGUGGAACGUGGAUUACUGCCAGAUCCUGAAGGAUAUCACAGUCGAAGACAUGAAUGAGCUGGAACGCCAGUUUCUUGAGCUGUUACAGUUCAAUAUUAAUGUUCCCUCCAGUGUUUAUGCCAAGUAUUAUUUUGAUUUGCGCUCCCUGGCAGAAGCAAAUAACCUGAGUUUUCCCUUGGAGCCCCUCAGCCGGGACAGGGCAUAUAAACUUGAGGCCAUUUCUCGCCUGUGUGAAGAUAAGUACAAGGACUUCAGGAAAGCUGCAAAGAAGCGGUCGGUCAGUGCUGACAAUCUGACUGUGGUUAGAUGGUCCCCUGCAAUUAUCUCCUAACAGGAGACUGGAAUAUUCCUAUGGACGUACUGUUUCAUCCAUCCAUUUUUUUCAGAGUGGGCUGGGGGCGGGGGGAUAAAGAAAAAAAGACUUUUGAUUUUUUUAUUUUUAAAUCUGUCAAGCUGCCUUUACAGUGCCUCCCCAUUGUGUAGCACACGAGUGAAAUACCUAAUGGAAGGAGAAAUGGAGAAAUUGGUGUUCGGGAGAGAAGAUCGGCAACAAUUAUUUUCUCACUUCCACUAACAGCUUUACACUUCUAUGAGGAAACAGCAAAUCAGGUGCUUGGAAGAAGAAACAAAAAAAUGAAGUAGAGGCAGAAAAAUAUUUAAGAACUCUGCCAUUUUCUAUUGUACUCAUGAAGGGAAAUGGCAGCAUGAAAAAAAAACGUGUAGUCAGAUGACUGUGCGCUAGAGGAAUGACAUUGGGAGAGUUCCAUCUUAAAAGUUUCUCUUAAUAUCUUUUUUUGUUGAUGUUGUUGUUGUUGUUUUGCAUUCCUCAUUGCUGCUUCCCAGGAUAAAUUCUUCCCCUUGCACAGCAGGAAAUACAAAGUCUGUAUUUACAGUAGCACAAGCCCCUGAAUAAAUAGUGUUGGGUUUUUUCACUGCACUUUUCUCUGUAACCUGUCUUAUUAGCAUUAUUCUUCUUAAUUAUUAUGCAUAUGUUACAUUUCUUGUAUGCCUUUUAUUGUAUUUCAAAAGAGAGAACUUGACCAUAGUGCUGAACCAAAAGUGUGUACAGGGAUCAGAAGAUCUUCGUAAUUUCAUGAUGUGUUUUAUUUAUAGCAUACUUGGGUGCGUGUGCCUUCCUGAGUUCUUGGAAUCAUUUAUUUUUCCAUAAUAUAAAGAUACAGUUGUUAAAGUCUUGAGAUGAUGAUGAUGAUAAGACUUGGGCCAAAUCUCUGAAAUUUGCAACAGAUCUUGUGAUCCUUUUUGCAGAUUUUCAUAACAUUAGAAGUUUAGCAGAAUUCAUCCAUUUUGAAGGAGAUUUUUUUUUUAUGGCCUGACAAGUUCAUUCCUUCACCUCCAGGUCCAUUGUUGCAAGCAAUAUUCUCAAUUUUUAUAUGUUUACCUUAAAUCAAAGUGAGUCUGUUUGUAUAAAAUAAAAAAUAAUAAAAAAAAUUGUUCCAAUGAGAAGGCCUGUAGAAGAGCAGAAUGGAAAUCUUAAUAAGGUAUCUGUCACAAGGAGAUUUGAUUUGGAAGUUAAAAUACGAACCCUCAUGUUUUUCAGUGUAGGUGCUUAUAGAAAUUAAAAGUAACUGAACUGUGAAUAUGAUUUCCAACUCGGAUUAUUAAACUCCUCUGUUGUUAUUAUUAUUAUUUCACUCUUACUGUGGCUGUUCCCCCUUGGCAAUUGUAAGAACAAUACAAAAUAACUUCUCAGUAUAAACAUAUUUGCUUCAUAACACCGCAGAGUGAUUUCCCCCCCACCCCCUGUUUUUGUUUUUUUGCACAGUUUAGGAAGAUACAGCUGAAAGCUCUCAGUUCCCUGAAAUCUGUCCUUGUGACUGUCACUGAAGGGAAUGGCAGCAGAUGUCCCCGAUUCGUGCACUACUGUUGUAACCCACAAAGAUUCCGUGUUUGUUUUGUUAAGCCCUAUGGGCUUGUGGCUACCUGGGGGCCAGAGCUGCACUCCUGACUCCCAGGGCGAUGCUGGUCCAGGGCCUCCAGCAGGGAGGCACCCACAGGAUGGAGGCAGUGAAACCAAGCAGUUUCCUGUUAGCUUCCCAGUGUGAUUUGUUUUGUUUGAGACAUGAAGGCUUUGUCCAUAAAUUCUCCUGAUGUUCUUUGGGCCUUUAAAAUAAUCUAAUUCUCAUCACUUCUUGUUGUGCCAAUGCAUCAGAACUGUGAGUAUCCAAGUCCAUUUUUCCCUUGAACAUGGAAUGUAAGGCAAGUGUUUAUAACAAAUUACAGCAUUUGAAACCUCUUUACAGAUAGUAUCAAAAGGAACAUUUUCAGAGCAUUUGAAAGUCAUCCUUUAUAAGCAUAAAUUUAGGCUUUAAAAUAUGUAAAAUAUUUUGAUUUAUCAACACUUUGCUAAACUAUUUUCCAUUUAACUUGAUAUCAGGAAUAUUGGUUUUAUCCAUUUCUGGGUGAUAGAGAUAUGAACUUUGGAUUAUGUAAAGAUAUCAAUGCAUCUACUAUAAUUUUUGUGAAGUUUAUUAAACUACUUUAAAGAUUGUAUAGUCUAUUUAUUGUAUGUAUGUACAUACAGUCUGAUACUUUAAAAAGUGGAUUCCGUAAAACCUGGCUCAGUCUUGUUUAGACUAUUGAAUAUCGUUUUAGCCUUGUGCACUGGACUCUACCUCUGUAUAGGAGAAUUUUCCAUAUUCUUAAUUAGUACUGAUUCUGUGAUUAACUUGGUUAUGUUUCUUGCACUAAGAAUUAAAAAAAAAUCUGCUGUAAGUGUGGAUUUUUUCUUUAGUUUUACCAUAUGAAUCCUCUACAUUGAGAUGGAUGUUUCUUUCCCUCACGGUUAUAGAAUAAUUCUUUGCUUUUUCUUCUGGUUUGUUCCAGGGUUGCCAAAAAAUACAGUACCUGUCAGUAAAUCUGAAAAGUGUCUUUUGUUUGCAAGGUAUUCUAUACCAGGUAAUUAAAAACAAAUUAUUAUUUAGGCUUA